Molecule: messenger RNA, 570 nt
Organism: Aspergillus brunneoviolaceus CBS 621.78
Lineage: Eukaryota; Fungi; Ascomycota; Eurotiomycetes; Eurotiales; Aspergillaceae
Exons: 2
Coding region: 1-570 (189 amino acids)
Source: RefSeq, a predicted model, not a curated record
AUGUUGGAGGGCAAGAAAGCCAAGGUCGACUACUUGAGAGCGAGGGAAGAUCAGAUGAUUUGGACGACGACGGUCAUCACCGGCGCCUUUUUUGACUAUGCCUUCAAGAUCGGAUUUCUGGGCUUCAACCUGCAGGACCACGAAGCCACCAUCAACGACGACGGCGUCAUCCCGGCCUCCGUCAGCACUCUCUCGCAGAUUGGCCGGGCCCUGAUUGCCAUCCUCCGACAUGCCGAGCUGACCAAGAACCAAUACGUCUACGUCGAGUCCUUCACGGUGACGCAGAACGAGGUCCUCGCGGCGCUCGAGCGGGCGACAGGGGGCGAGAAAUGGGCUGUCCAGCGCGUGGACCUGAAGCCCUUGAUCGAAGAGAGCACGGAGCGCUUCAAUCAGAGGGAUCUGGCCGGCGCGCGGAUCCUGAACCUGGCGGCCGGACUGGGAAGGUUCCCCGAUGGGCCCUACGGCGAUUGGAGCCGCGUGCCCGGGGGUUCUUGGAAUGCCCGGCUGGGGCUGGAGGUGGAGGAGUUGGAUCAGGUGGUCCAGUCGGUGGUUCAGUCGGUGGCUCAGUGA